AUGGCCGAAUUUAGAAUCAUGAAAUGUCUAUUUGCACUAAGCGCGUUAGCUUUACAAUCGAUCGUAUCUCUAAAUGCAUUGUUGUGUGAUUUCGGUGAUGCAGAUGGUUUUAACGGCAGCAAUGCUCUUGUCACGUGUCGAAUGGAUAUUGCCUACUCCUACUUAGCAACUGUGAUAUGCCCAAGUCGAGUCCACGAUACUGAAUACACGUGGCAUCCUCAGCCAACGUCGAAGGAACAAUCCCAUAUUACCACGUAUGUAAGUGGUAAUGGCAAGCUACGUUCUGUCGCUCUUUCGGAUGUAGUACGAUCUGAGUCAGAGAAGCCACUCGUAUGGUUCGAAUCGAACAUGUCAGAAAGGGCACUAAAAUUGGAUUUUCUAAUUGCCGAUACAUAUGCCAUAACCGAGCGCCGCUUGAUGUUUAUCUGCGGGCCGCUCGAUUUCAACUUGGGUGAGACGUUGCAGCGCCACCUAGAUCGCCUCAAUGUCGCCAUUCAAAUGCAAGAGCUUCCUUGGACGUCAUCCACUCCACCGAUUAAUGAAAUAGCUAACUUAGGGAAGGGUAUAGGUGUGUUUCUCUUGUACAGAGGAGACACUCAUCUACCUAUUCAAGGUUGUGGCAGCCGCCCCUCGCCACUUUUUCACGCAGACAGUGAAGUAACAGUGGAUCCCAUCACCGGAAUCCGUUCAUGUGUGGCGGAUCCUAUGUCGCAGUCACGUAUUGGUUUUGUUUGCGAAGGGAGGAUCGAACCUGAGGAUUGCAUGAGAUCCCUCUUAUACAAGGACGGCAGCAUUAUGUCUGUCCCUGCACCGUAUUCAUACAGGAAUUCCUAUAGCACAGGGCCUUGGGUGGUGGCGAAAUAUUUUAAUGAAUUAGCCUUACCUCCCUUCAGUGGCGAAUGUAGGUGCAUAGAUCCCGAAACAGAUCACAUAAAGGCCAAGAUAGAGAUCCGUUCGAAAACCGACCACGUCUGUGACAUUUCCAGCAUGAUGGAACGCGGCCGUGCAAGUCCUAUCAGUGGCCCUUGGUGCUCGGUUGUACUCCAUCCGGGCAGCACUUUGACCAUACGGUUUCCGGUACGCGGCAUAUAUGCAAGUUCCGACAGAGAUUUAUCGGAUGCAGUGCGCUACCAAAAGUUGCCUAUUAAUGAAUACGAAACCGAAUUCCUGCCGAAUGAUUUGAGUACACUGAGACAAUUGGCAAGCUUCUACGACUUUGAUAUUUACGACGAAAUCCCAUACCACGAUGCCAUUUCUGGAGACGCCCUUGAGAUGGAUGCUUCCCAGAUAUCCCAGGGUGAGGUAAAACUGAUAUACCAUCAGGGCAAACCUCUCACGUCACUAGGAGGCCACAACGCCUUCUUGUAUCAUUGGACAUUGAAAUCAAGAAACGAGAAUGUUGCAGACACAAUACGUGCCAUCGUCAAUGUCUCAUUUGCGUUUACUCAUAUAUACCACAUAGUUGGUUGUGACCGACGUACACCAGGUGUGUUUGAUCGUAACACUAGCAGGCGUUAUUGCUCAACGAAAGAAAUGGGGAAUGGUAUCGGGGACGUUUACGAAUGCGCGUACAAUAAAAUGUCGAAUAUGUUGUGGGCUGGCAUUCAUUGCAGCCCAGGGGAGGAGUUGUUACCGGCUAACUGUGAUCAUGCAGGAUACGACCUACACUCUAAUCAAGUAAUGCCAUUUCCCGAAUCUUUGCGUAAUGCAACUCCACACCCCAUGAGAGAAUUUCAGGUGUUCCGCAUGGGAUUAGAAAAUGUUCCCCUCAGCCAUGCCUGCAUCUGUGUUGAUAAACGUGGAUACGAAACGUCCAGGCUUAUUUUGGAGUCUAGCCACCGAGAAACUUACACCUACUUAGUACGCCGUAGAAAGAAAUUGCGGAGGUUAAUCUCGUCCAUAUCGCCGCCCAGGAAUAAGGCCAAAUUAUUAAUUGAAGGGAUUGCUUCAGCGAAAUCGACCAUGAUAUACCACGAACCACAAAAGCCCAUUACACUAAAUGUAGGCAAAACGUUGGUCAUGAGUUGCUCACUUGAUACAGAGCUCCAGACUGGUAAAUAUAAUGGAAUGAUAGAAAGUAUAUGGCUGCCGACGCAAACGGAGGCGCUCUAUUACGACGUUAAGGAGACACCAUAUGGGACUCGGCUUGUUAGUAAAUCAUACAACAAUUCCAUUGCUACUAGUCCUGAUGGAUUUCGAGUCACAUACGAUAAUGGAACCUGGACAGCAUAUCACGAGUUGACUAUACAAUCACGUAGAGGUGCCGUCAUUAUCUCUAAGGACCCACUGCACAAGAAAUUCGUACCCAUGUCAUUCGUAUGCGGUAUGACGCCCAAACAGUCUGAUUUGUGUACCAUCGCUGACGACGCAACUGAAUUGGGCUCAUCUGCAGACUCCAUACAUCAGGCCACAAGAUUGUCAGGAAAAUACACGUGGAACGUGGUUCAAGUUAACGUCGAAACGACGGAUCCCUAUAUGCAAGGCUGUGGCGUUACGUACGCAACAGAUGAGCUGUUCAAACCUGAGACACCCAAACUCUACAACGCCUACGGACAACUCAAGUUUGGUUGCAAGAUCGACAUUCAGGCUGCGGGCGAAGCGGCGUUCUACUGCCCUGCGCCGUACGUCCUGGACCCACCCAAUUGCUUCAAACAAGUAUUAGUGAAUGGCUUAGUCAAGAACAUAAGCGACCUCAGUUAUUCAUUGGUUGCUUCGCAUUCCAAUCACUUCGUGACACUGCAUUCAUUCAGUAAACUUGCAGGACCUGGUGAGACGUUGCGCCCGACGCCACCCUUGGAGUGCCGCUGCGUAACCACAAAGGGCAUCAUCCUCUCCACCAUACAGAUCGAGAACUAUUAUGCCAAGUGA
Babesia ovata is the source of this 2868-nucleotide messenger RNA. RefSeq lists its product as uncharacterized. The coding region runs from base 1 to 2868 and encodes 955 amino acids. Lineage: Eukaryota; Apicomplexa; Aconoidasida; Piroplasmida; Babesiidae. The transcript has a single exon. The record is from RefSeq and is a predicted model, not a curated record.